CUCAAAAGGAUGCAUUCUCAACUCAGGAAGAGAUAGUAAAAAAAGAAUCCGAGAUCAUAUCUCUCAAAUCUGAAUCAACGAAUAUAAAGAAUGAACUAAUGAAUACAAAGGAUGAAUUAGCUUUAAAAAUUAAUGAAAUUGAGUAUUUAGGUGCUUUACGCCCUGCUUCACAGAAAACAAAGGAUAUAUUGGAUCCUAUGAUUAGGGGAGGUACAGAAAUAAAUAUGCAGAGUGAGGAACAAAGUUUCAUAUCGAAUUCUGGAGAUACAUUGGAGGAAUCAGAGAUUCGAGGCUAUGCCUCAUCUAAAA
Racocetra fulgida is the source of this 309-nucleotide messenger RNA. NCBI's taxonomy places the organism in Eukaryota, Fungi, Glomeromycota, Glomeromycetes, Diversisporales, Gigasporaceae. The record is from the annotation of a GenBank genome assembly.